Molecule: messenger RNA, 1674 nt
Organism: Morus notabilis
Lineage: Eukaryota; Viridiplantae; Streptophyta; Magnoliopsida; Rosales; Moraceae
Exons: 3
Coding region: 1-1674 (557 amino acids)
Biological process (GO): DNA integration
Molecular function (GO): nucleic acid binding; RNA-DNA hybrid ribonuclease activity
Source: RefSeq, a predicted model, not a curated record
AUGCGAUCCCUGACUAAACCAAAAGAGGUGCAAAGGUUGACAGGAUGCGUCGCCGCCUUAAACAGAUUUAUAUCGAAAGCAACAGACAAGUGCGUCCCCUUCUUCGAUGCUUUGAAAGGGAGUAGGCGUUUCGAGUGGACACCACAAUGUAAAGAGGCCUUCCAGAAAUUGAAGGAGCAUUUGGGCAAGCCCCCAAUCCUGUCAAAGCCCAACCCCAACGAGGAGCUUAGCCUAUACCUCUCCGUGUCCCAACACACCGUAAGCUCCGUACUAAUAAGGGAAGAAGAAAGGCUUCAAGGAAGCUUCGGCACUAUUUCUAAUCUCACACAAUACGGGGUUCUCACAAACCAUCCGUUGAGACAAGCACUACGAAAGCCUGAAACUUUUGGUCAACUUCUCAAAUGGUCGGUAGAGUUAACCCAGUUCGACAUUAAGUAUGCACCAAGAACAGCGAUCAAGGGCCAAGCGUUGGCCGAUUUUCUGGCCGAGUUCUCCCAUAGACCGGCUCCCACCACGCCAGAAGAAGUUGAAAAUAUAGAAUGGAAGCUCUACGUGGAUGGAGCGUCGAGCGAUAACGGGUCAGGAGCCGGCAUCCUGUUGAUUAGCCCAGAAGGCCACAAGAUAACCUCAGCGGUUCGAUUUAAAUUCAAAGCAUCGAACAACGAGGCAGAAUACGAGGCGCUAAUUACGAGGUUGCGAUUGGCCAGUCACUUAAAGAUUAAGAGGCUCAGCAUCUUCAGCGACUCUCAGUUGGUCGUCGGGCAAGUGAAAGAAGAAUACCAAGCACACGGUGAGAAAAUGGGUGCAUACUUGAGAAAGGUGAAGGAAGAACUCAUCAAGUUCAAAAACUACGAGAUACUUCAAAUACCACGAGCCAAAAAUGCAAACGCCGACGCUCUAUCAAAGCUAGCAUCUUCAAAAGAUUCCGACGCACUAGGGGUCGUUCCCAUCGAAGAACUGGAGCGGCCUACCAUUGAGGAAGUAGCUAAGGCACUAAUCGUCCAAACAGGUGAAAAUUGGAUGACGCCACUCAUCCAAUACCUAAUGGAUGCACAACUACCGAACAAUAGAGACGAAGCCAGAUGGAUCAGGUAUAGAGCUGCCAGAUACUUAUUGUACGACGGUUUGCUUUACCGACGAGGCUAUUCGACACCUCUACAGCGAUGCCUGGAUGAUGACGAAGCCCAGAAGUGCCAAAGGUUCGGGGUUCCCCACUCAAUAGUAUCCGACAAUGGGAAACAAUUCGACGAGGCCUCAACACGCAGAUUCUGCGACAGCCUGGGCAUUCGAAAAAACUUCUCGGUGCCGAUCCAUCCACAAUCUAAUGGGCAAGUCGAGGCAAUCAACAAAAUAUUGAAAUAUACCCUAAAAAAGAGACUCAACGAUCUAAAAGGGAAAUGGGCCGAAGAAUUCCCCAAGGUCUUAUGGGCGUACCGAAUGAUGAGCCGAACUACCACGGGUGAAACACCUUUCUCCGUGGCAUAUGGCGUUGAGGCAGUACUCCCUGUAGAAAUUGAAACGCCGACCCUAAGAACCGUCAUCCACAACGACGACGAUAACACAGAAGGCAUGAAUGGAGAACUCGACUUGUUAGAAGAAAAAAUGCUCGACUCUCAACUAUGUUUCGCCACCUAUCAGCAAAGAGCAGCACGAUAUUACAACAAGAGAGUUUGA